This is a messenger RNA of Notodromas monacha, 992 nucleotides long. Lineage: Eukaryota; Metazoa; Arthropoda; Ostracoda; Podocopida; Cyprididae. The record is from the annotation of a GenBank genome assembly.
GAAACUUCCAACAGAAGUGAAACGAGAUGUGCUUGAUUUGUCCAGACACUAAUUAAACUGAUAUUACAACUUGAAUUCAUGAAAAAGGAAAGGAACAAGCUCGUCGUGAAAUCAUUAUCCAUUUAAAGAGCCCAGAAAAUUCCCCUAUAGCGAGUUUUCCCCCCUGCGGGGCUCCUGUUCAUCAUGAUCGGAAUGGGGCCAGACGACUCUUCAAUUUCCAUCAAAUCAGCCUUCAAGUUCUGUUUCCUGCUCCUGUGCUUCAUACUGCUGGGGUUCGCUCUCGGGUACGUGUUGACGGGCUCUGGGGAGCGUCUGAGCAUCAUCUGGUUCCUCAGAAAUGCCUCGCCCUUCAUGUGGAUCUCGUUCGGAAAUGCUCUCUCCGUGGCUCUGUCAGUCAUUGGGGCUGCGAUAGGAAUUUACACCACUGGCGUGAGCAUCAUGGGAGGAGGCGUUCGAGCGCCAAGAAUCAAGACCAAAAACUUGAUUUCUGUAAUUUUUUGCGAAGCAGUGGCAAUUUACGGCCUGAUCGUAUCAAUUGUCAUCACAAGCACAGUAGAGAAUUUUGACGAGAAAUACGCGAGAAUGCACGGAGACCUGUACGUGAGGCUCUGGAAAUCCUGCUUCUCUUUGUUUGGAGCAGGUCUUACUGUUGGUCUGAGUAAUUUGUUUUGCGGAAUUGCAGUGGGAACAGUCGGAUCUGGAGCUGCUUUAGCUGACGCAGCAGACGGGAGUUUAUUCGUCAAAAUCCUGAUAGUGGAAAUUUUUGGCAGUGCCAUUGGUCUUUUCGGACUCAUCAUCGGCUUCCUAGAGAUUUCGUCAGCAAAUUUCAAGGUCAACUAGACGCAGUAGAACGUAUCUCAGCAUUAUUCGAUGUCAUGUGAGUUCCAUUUAAUCGUUAUUCAAGUUGUUUUCUCCUUUUUCGAAACGAAUGCAUCUUCAGUUAUUGGAGACAUAUUUUAGAAAAUAAACCUCAAGGAUUUUUCGUGAAAGCA